AACGCUGAUGCAAUAAAAAUCUUAAGAGGAAGCACCCAGGUAUGUACAUGGGGGGGAUACCUGGUGAUGGGUCUGGUUUGCAUAUAUGGGGUUGUUGAUAAUAAGGUAUAGAUGAGGGGCAUUAUGACAAAAUUGAGGUUAUCAUAGAUGAGGGGCAUUAUGACAAAAUUGAGGUUAGCAUAGAUGGGGAUGGCUCAGUAUCUGUAACUGAUAAUGGUUGUGGCAUUUCAGCUGAUAAUCCUUUACAAAGAAGGAAUAUCAGCAACAUAGAUAAUAAUAAUGACCCAACUGCACGAAUGUGGUAAAUGUGGUAGCAAUAUAACUAAAAGGUUUCUAACGGAUUACGUGGUACAUGGUGCUGGUAUCUCAGUUGAAAAUGCAUUAUCAUGGCACAAUAAGAAAGAACGCUUUAUGCGCUUUGAAGAUGGUGAGUAAAUAAGAAAACAAACAAAUGAGGGAGUAGAGUAACAUUUAUACUGUCAACGGAGACUUUUAUUAGUACUGAUUUUCUCCACUCUUGAAAAUCGUAUCAGAGAAUUAGCUUUUUUAAAUGCAAGUAUUAACAUCACUUUGCAUGACUUUCGUAACAAACUGCAUGUAGAGUCUUACUUUAACGAUAGUAAACAAUCUAAAGAUAAUUUUGGCACAGCAAAUUUCAUGCGGUACUUAGACAAGAAUAAAACAUAUGUUACCAAACUUACCAGCAUGAAGGGUGAUGCAAAAGAUCUUGGUAUCAGCAUAGAAAUAUGAAUGAAGUGGAAUGACUCCUACUACGAACAAUGGGAUGGUGGUACACAUUUGGCA
Messenger RNA from Brugia malayi, 804 nucleotides. Lineage: Eukaryota; Metazoa; Nematoda; Chromadorea; Rhabditida; Onchocercidae. The record is from the annotation of a RefSeq genome assembly.